Messenger RNA from Bicyclus anynana (squinting bush brown), 4202 nucleotides. It is a transcript of the gene mle, whose product is annotated as dosage compensation regulator. NCBI's taxonomy places the organism in Eukaryota, Metazoa, Arthropoda, Insecta, Lepidoptera, Nymphalidae. Gene Ontology annotation, molecular function: 3'-5' DNA helicase activity; double-stranded RNA binding; ATP binding. The transcript is spliced from 22 exons. Gene Ontology annotation, biological process: positive regulation of transcription by RNA polymerase II; regulation of mRNA processing. The record is from RefSeq and is a predicted model, not a curated record. Gene Ontology annotation, cellular component: intracellular anatomical structure; nucleolus; ribonucleoprotein complex. The coding region runs from base 143 to 4108 and encodes 1321 amino acids.
UGUGCUUUGAAUGCGAUUCGCAAAAUAGUGAUCUGUGUUGCAAAAUUUGCAAAUAGGUUGUAAUUUAAUAAUAUUUGUAUUUGCUAAUUUUCUUGCGUCGGUUUAGUUAUUUUCCACUACGCGAUUGUGUUACACUUCGACAAUGGAUGUGAAAUCAUUUUUAUUUUCGUGGGCGGCAAAGAAAGGUCUGACUCCCUCAUUGGAUAUUCGGGGUACCGGUCCAAAACAUCGUCAGAGAUUCCUCUGUGAACUCCGUGUUGAUGGUUACAACUAUGUUGGAGCUGGCAACUCUGUUACCAAGAAGGAAGCUCAAAAGAAUGCUUCCCGCGACUUCAUCAACUACCUGGUGCGAUGUGGUGAGGUAUCUGGCGCCGAUGUGCCCGACGACGUUCAGGUCAAAGCGGAGACUGACGAGCCUCCUCCUGGAAACAUGAGGAUGGACCAAUCAUUUCAACAUCAGAAACCAGUUUUUCAGGAUGGUAUGGGACCUGAUAUGAUGGGUCCAGCCUACCAAGCGUAUGGUGGGGAGAGACAAAACUUCACAUACAUGGACCGUCUCCAACAACAGAAGAAUGUAGAAGAUGCUGAGGACCUUGAUGUGAACGCCAGUCUCCAUGGCAACUGGACUAUGGAAAACGCCAAGUCCAAGUUACACCAGUUCAUGCAGAUCAAUAAGAUCAAUGCGGACUAUGUUUAUAAGGCUGUCGGUCCUGAUCACACAAAGAGCUUUUGCUGCGAGAUGACGAUAUUCGUACGGCAACUAGGCCGCAAUGUCACCGGAAGGGAAACGGCGUCUAACAAGCAAACCGCCAGCAAAUCCUGCGCUCUGUCCUUAGUUCGACAGUUGUACCAUCUCGGUGUGAUUGAGCCCUUCAGUGGGACAUUGAAGAAGGACAAAUCAGCUGAAGGAAUCAUGAAGCCCUACCCAGUGGCUAUCAGCCCCGAGAUGGAAGAACAACUGCAAGAUGCACUGCAAGCAUUAGACAUUGACCCCAUAGACGUGAAUGCCCCUCCCCCGGAGGAGGGUGGUUCGGAGGGAGUGACGUUGUUGCAAGUGGACCGGGUCAGGGCUAUGAGGGAAGCGCGUCCGAUGCCCUCUGGCGUGGUGUCCUGGAGUCCUCCGCAGAGCAACUGGAAUGCUUGGACUGGAUGUAAUAUUGACGAAGGGCCGUUGGCUUCAACGAGUUUGGACGACAUCAGCUCUGACUUAGAGAAACAACAUCGCGACAUUUGUCAAAAUAGUACGCUGUACCAGGAAAGUGUCCGCGAAAGGGAGCAGUUACCAGUGUACGCCAUGCGUUCCCAAAUCAUGGAGGCCAUCAACGAGAACUCCGUCAUUAUCAUCAGGGGGAACACCGGAUGCGGUAAAACUACUCAGGUGUGCCAAUUCAUAUUGGACGAUUACAUAGCGAGCGGUCAAGGCGCCUGGGCCAACAUAUGCGUGACGCAGCCGCGCCGGAUAUCCGCCGUCAGUGUUGCCGAGAGAGUGGCUGCGGAGCGCUGUGAGGAACUCGGGAACAGCACCGGGUACUGUGUACGCUUUGAGUCGGUGCUACCUCGACCGUACGGGUCGAUAAUGUUCUGUACAGUGGGGGUGCUGCUGAGGAAGCUUGAGGGAGGUCUGAGAGGAGUCAGCCAUGUUUUGGUCGAUGAGGUCCACGAACGCGACGCAGACACAGACUUUGGUCUGAUCCUGCUGAGGGACAUGGCGCACACGUACCCCGACCUUCGCAUCAUCCUCAUGUCUGCCACCGUCGACACCACACUGUUCACCGAGUACUUCGGGAACUGCCCCGUCAUUGAGGUGCCGGGUCGCACGUACCCCGUGAAGCAGUACUACUUGGAGGACUGCAUCGAGCUGACGAAGUUCAUGCCGCCGCCUGACACCAGGAAGCGGAAGUCUUCCGGGAAGAAAGCCAACAAUAAGGACGACGAGGAUGAUGAUGACGAAGGUGCGGGAGUGGACGAAGACGAAGAUCUGAACAAGAACUGCCAGUUGACCGGCAACUAUUCGCCGCAGACCGUCGAGGCACUGUCCAAACUGUCAGAGAAAGAUCUGAGUUUCGAACUCAUAGAAGCACUGCUUCUGUACAUUACCAACCUGGGUGCCGAUGGGGCGGUGCUGGUCUUCCUUCCCGGUUGGAACCUGAUCUUCGCUCUGAUGAAGCACCUGACCCAGAGCCGGGUGUUCGGCGACACGUCGAAGUUUGUGAUCCUGCCGCUGCACAGUCAGAUACCACGAGAUGACCAGAAGAAGGUCUUCAUAACCCCCCCACCUGGUAUGACUAAGGUGAUACUGUCAACAAACAUAGCGGAAACGUCAAUAACAAUCAACGACGUCGUGUACGUCAUCGACUCGUGCAAGGCCAAGAUGAAGUUGUUCACGUCACACAACAACAUGACGUCAUACGCCACUGUCUGGGCCAGCCGCACCAACCUCGAGCAGCGCAAAGGGCGCGCGGGCCGAGUGCGGCCCGGCGUGUGCUUCACGCUGUGCACCAGCGCGCGCUACCAGCGCCUCGAGGAGCACCUCACCGCUGAGAUGUUCCGCACGCCGCUGCACGAGCUGGCGCUCAGUAUAAAGCUCCUCCGUCUCGGCGCCAUCGGCCACUUCCUGUCGAAGGCGCCCGAACCGCCGCCGCUGGACGCGGUCAUAGAAGCAGAAGCGUUGCUUCGCGAGCUCGGCUGCUUGGACGCGCAAGACGCGCUGACUCCGCUGGGGACCAUCCUUGCUAAACUACCUAUAGAGCCCCGCCUGGGCAAGAUGAUGGUGCUGGGCUUCGUGCUGGGCGUGGGCGACGCGCUGACCACCAUGGCGGCGCACUCCACCACCUUCCCGGAGAUCUUCACCGUGGAGGGGCGGCGCCGGCUCAGCGCCCACCAGCGCGCGCUGGCCGGCGAGCGCGCCUCCGACCACGUCGCCAUGCUCAACGCCUUCCAGAUGUGGGAGCGCGAGCGCGCCAAGGGCGAGGACGCGGAGACGCAGUGGUGCGAGUGGAAGGGCGUGCAGCAGACCACCCUCAGGGUCACCUGCGAGGCCAAAUACCAGCUCAUCAACAUAUUGACAACGGCCAUCGGUUUCCCUGAAGAGUGUUGUGUGGCCCAAAGAUGGAACCCCAACGUGGAGGACCCCAUACUGGAUAUGGUCAUAGCGCUGCUGUGUAUGGGGCUGUACCCCAACGUCUGCGUGCAUCAGGGGAAGAGGAAGGUCCUGACAACGGAGGGCAAGCCCGCCCUGAUCCACAAGACGUCGGUGAACUGCAGCAACCUGGAGCAGAAGUUCGCGUCGCCGCUGUUCGUGUUCGGUGAGAAGGUGCGCACCAGAGCCAUCAGCUGCAAGCAGACCACCAUGGUGGCGCCGCUGCACGUGCUGCUGUUCGGCAGCCGCAAGGUGGAGUGGGUCGACAACAUGGUCCGCAUAGACAACUGGCUGAACUUCGACAUGUCCCCGAAGGCGGCGGCCUUGGUGACGGCGCUGCGGCCGGCCGUCGAGAACCUGGUGCGGAGAGCCGCCGAGCAGCCGGACGCGGCCUUGACUUUCACGCCUGAAGAGCAGAAGGUGGUGGAUUGUGUGAAGGCUUUAUGCGUAAUGGACGCCGGCGACUACGGCAUCAAACGCGACACCACUUCGCUUUCCUACCGACCCGAAGGUAUGAAACGGGGCGGCGGCGGUCCACCACGCGGCUGGGGUACAAACGGACCCCGCGGUGGGGGCAGUGUUUUUGGCAGGGGUGGUUUUGGCAGCAACAACCAAGGUGGUUUCGGCAACCAAGGGAACUUCGGUACUAACCAAGGUGGCUUCGGCAAUAAUCAAGGAGGUUUCGGUAACAACCAGGGGAACUUCGGUAACAACCAAGGGAACUUCGGUAACAACCAAGGGAACUUCGGUAACAACCAAGGGAACUUCGGCAACAACCAAGGUGGUUUCGGCAGUAAUAACGGUGGAUUCGGGGGCGGUAACCGAGGAGGUUACGGCAGAGGUGGUUUUGGCAACAGGGGUGGUUUUGGCAACAGGGGUGGUUUCGGUAACCGAGGUGGUUACGGUAACAGGGGUGGUUACGGCAACGGGGGUGGUUACGGUAACCGAGGACGCGGUUCGUGGAAUUAAGUUAUUUAUACAUUCCUGUGCUUUAGUUUAUAUAUAAUUAGAUUGUAUUAUUCUUGACUAAGUAUUGAUUAAAAUGUUCGUUUCUGUGUAAUAA